CUUCUGCCUGAAAUGGCCAAGCAAAGCUCCCCGUCACUAGCUGAAGUUGUAAAGCAAGUUGCAGAGCAGGAGCAGUCACAGGUGGCAGAUGUGGAAAAAAGCAAAACGGUUCUUUUCCAAUUGCAGGCAAAGUGUCAGGAACUAGAAAAAGAAAUGAAUGCUAUUCUGUUAGAAACAAAGACAACAGAAAAGGAAAUUCAUCUACAAGAUGAUGCCAUAGAAGUGACAAAAUACCAGUGUGAAAAUCUGGAGGCCCAAGUCAGAGCCCUGUAUUCUGAAAAUAUAAAAUUGAAGUGUGAUGCAGAAACAGUACAAGAGGAGUUUGAGAUGAUACUUGCAAGAAAUAAUGAAUAUCGGGAAAAAAUAAAGGUUCAUAAACAUCUCUUUUGGGAGAUGGAAAGUAAAUUGCCAGUUAUGAUUGAACUUGCUAAAAAGAAAGCAUUUGUGGAAGAAUUAAAAGCAAAGAAAGAGGAGUUAAUAUGCGAUCUCCAGAAUCCAGAAGGAUCUAUUAUAAAACAAGUGCAGGAAGAAAUCACACUUUUAAAAAGCGAAACCACAACAUUGAACGAUUUAAUCAAUAAAAAUAGAGAUCUGCUGGAAGAAGAGACAAAAAAGCAUGCUAAGCUUCAAAAAGAAAUUGAGGUACAGAAUAAGAGAUAUGAUGCUAUUUUAAAACGCUUGCAUUGCCAACUGAACAAAGUCCAUUCCAAUGAAAGACAAUGGCACUGGAACAUUCAGCAGUUGGAGAAGAAGGCUGCAGAGCUAAGAAAGUGUCUUGAAGUAGCAGAGUUACAAAACAUCAAGUAACAAACUUAACAAAGCUAAAAUGCUGAUAAUC
Oenanthe melanoleuca is the source of this 838-nucleotide messenger RNA. RefSeq names its product coiled-coil domain containing 122 (gene CCDC122). The transcript is spliced from 4 exons. The record is from RefSeq and is a predicted model, not a curated record. Bases 13 to 807 code for a protein of 264 amino acids. Lineage: Eukaryota; Metazoa; Chordata; Aves; Passeriformes; Muscicapidae.